AUGGCGCAAAAAUGGGGAGACAUCCAGAGACUCAUUGUCAUGUUGAACACUUGUGUUCUGAAAGUGAAUAUCAAAUGUGAAGCAUGCAGGACAAAGAUCUAUGAUGUCUUGCAGAAUAUCUAUGGUUUCUAUAAAAUUGACACAGAUGCAGAGAAAGGAACAGUGAAAGUUGCAGAGCUAAAAAGUCUUACGUUUGAUGGUGAGGUCAGGGACAACUACGACUAUUUUGGACAAGGUGGAUAUGGAUAUGGAUAUGGACAUGGACAUGGACAUGGAUAUAACCCUUAUGCAGUGCCACCUUAUUAUCCCUGUCCACCGUUUGGAGGGUUUGAUCAUUAUGAUCCAAGUCGUCUCAUAAUGGUGCCAUUGUCGCUGCCAUUACCGCUACCAUCACCUCGUCGGUUCCACAGCAAUCUCAGCCACUACAAUUACAAUCACAAUCACAAUCAGUGCCACCACAACCACCAGCACUUCCAUUAGUUUUGCUUUAGGGGCAAUGUGUUUGAUAAAAUGCCUUAAUGUGGCCAAUUUUCCUACGGAGGAACGAUAGCAGUUGUAUUUAACCUGCACGAGGACACAGAGCUUCUUCAUCUUACCACUAUGCAUUGGCAGAGUUCAUAUAAGGGAUAUGAAUUACAAAAUGGAUGGAUUUAGAUGCCUGACAAAUUUUAUGGAUGUCUCCCUGAGGUUUUAGGUGAAACUCUCCUGACAAA
Messenger RNA from Prunus avium (sweet cherry), 713 nucleotides. NCBI's taxonomy places the organism in Eukaryota, Viridiplantae, Streptophyta, Magnoliopsida, Rosales, Rosaceae. The record is from RefSeq and is a predicted model, not a curated record.